Neltuma alba is the source of this 1685-nucleotide messenger RNA. RefSeq names its product UDP-glycosyltransferase 72B1-like. Gene Ontology annotation, molecular function: UDP-glycosyltransferase activity. NCBI's taxonomy places the organism in Eukaryota, Viridiplantae, Streptophyta, Magnoliopsida, Fabales, Fabaceae. The transcript has a single exon. Bases 49 to 1479 code for a protein of 476 amino acids. The record is from RefSeq and is a predicted model, not a curated record.
UUCAACUCAAUUUUCAUAAGCAGCCAUUUUCAACGUAAAGCCAUCCUCAUGGAGAAAACGAUCACUCACAUAGCCGUUGUUCCUAGUACAGCCCAUAGCCAUUUCUUCCCCGUUCUUGAGUUCUCCAAGCGACUUGUUCAUCUUCAUCCAGAUCUUCAUGUCACCUGCAUAAUUCCUUCUCUUGGCUCUCUUUCAACUUCCUCAAUAACGUACCUAAAUUCACUUCCUUCCAAUAUUCACUCUGUCUUUCUUCCUCCAAUCUCCAUUAAUGACUUGCCACAGCAACAAGCUCCAGCAUUCCUAAGCAAACUAGUUAUCACUAAGUCCCUACCAUCUUUACGUGAGGUCUUGAACUCUAUGUGUUCCCAAACUCCUCCUUUGGCUGCUUUGGUUGCGGACACUUUAGCGUACGAAGCACUUGAUCUCGCAAAGGAACUCAACAUCUUGUCCUUUGUUUUUGCUCCUUGGUCUGCUACAUUGUUGUCCUUCUACUUGCAAUUACCGAAACUAGAUGAGGAUAUUGUUGGUGAAUUUCGAGACUGUACAAAACCUUUCAAGAUUCCUGGCUGUGUUCCAAUCUAUGGAAAAGAUUUACCAGACCCUGUUCAAGAUCGAUCGAGUGAAGCAUACAAAAUGGUUGUGCUUCGUGCUAAAACACUCUCUUCUGUGGAUGGUAUCAUGCUUAAUAGCUUUGUGGAAAUGGGAGAAGGUUCAGCAAAAGCCUUGGCAAAUAACACAAGUGGUAGUCCUCCUGUCUACCUGGUUGGACCCAUCUCAUCACAAACUGGUUCUAUAGAUGAGAAAGACAGGCCUGAAUGUAUGACUUGGUUGGAAAAGCAACCACCUAGGUCUGUCUUGUACGUUUCAUUCGGAAGUGGAGGGACACUCCCCCAAGAGCAGCUCAAUGAACUGGCUCUUGGGUUGGAACUAAGUGGCCAAAAGUUCUUAUGGGUUGUGAGAGCCCCAAGUAGGGUUUCUAAUGCUGCUUAUCAUGCUUCUUCUUCUUCAAAUGAGAACCCUUUAGAUUUCUUGCCAAAAGGCUUCUUAGAGAGAACAAAAGAUCGAGGUUUUGUUGUUCCUUCAUGGGCGCCUCAGAUUCAAAUUCUUAGUCACAGUUCAGUGGCUGGAUUCUUGAGUCAUUGUGGGUGGAAUUCGACCCUUGAAAGUGUUGUACAUGGUGUGCCACUCAUAACGUGGCCACUGUUUGCAGAGCAGAAACUGAAUGCUAUUAUUCUAAAUAAUGUUCUAAAAGUGGCCGUGAGGCCCAAGGUCAACGAAAAGGGAAUAGUGGAAAGGGAAGAAAUUAAAGAGGUGAUAAAGAGAUUAAUGAAGGGUGAAGAAGGUAAGGAUAUUUACAAACAAAUGAAGGAUUUGAAAGAAGCUGCGGCUAAUGCAAUGAAAGAAGAUGCUUCCUCUACAGAGACACUCUCUCAGGUUGCCCAUAUUUGGAGAAAGAUGGGGGGCCAUCAAGAAAAAUAAAUGCUCGUUGUUUCAUUCUAUAUAUUUUAUUUGAGUUUUUUUACUCUAGCUUCUUAUCUUUGUUGAUCAUUCCUUAUUGGAAAAUCAAUUCUCAGUUAUUUUUAGUGUUUCCUCCAUGUUAGUUAUUACUUAUUACUAGGUUGUCCACAUAUUGAAUCAAGGGCUAAGAUGCAAAAAUAUCUAUCAACACCAUAUACUUUUUUCAA